AUGAUAGAAAACACUUAUACUAUUGUAAUAAAGCUAGGUACCUCGUCCUUGGUGGACGAGGUAACAAGGGAGCCUCGUAUUGCCAACAUGUCACGUAUUGUGGAGACAGUUGUCAAUCUUCGUCGUCAAGGACAUCGUAUUGUGGUCGUAUCAUCAGGAGCCAUUGCGUUUGGAAUGAAAAGAACUGGGAUACUGAGUAAGCCAAGUAAACUUGCGGAAGUUCAAGCUUUGGCUUCAAUAGGGCAAGGAAGGCUAAUAGGAUUAUUUGACGAUCUUUUCAGACAAUUAAACCAACCCAUAGCACAGAUUCUCAUUACGAGAAACGAUAUAAUGGAUUUUACUCAAUACAAGAAUGCUACCAACACCAUACAUGCUUUGUUAGAAAUGGGAGUUAUUCCAAUAGUUAAUGAGAAUGAUACUUUAUCGGUAGCAGAAAUCAAGUUUGGUGAUAACGAUACACUCUCUGCUAUUACUGCUGGAAUGUUGCAUGCAGAUUAUCUCUUUUUAAUGACAGAUGUCAAAUGUCUAUACGAGGAAAACCCCAGAGUCAAUCCACAGGCAAAACCAGUAUUAGUUGUAGAAAAAAUUGACGAGCUUUCAGUUCAAACUACGGAUAGUGGAGCAGGCUCAGAUGUUGGUACGGGAGGCAUGACAACAAAAUUGAUAGCAGCAGACCUUGCCACUAAUGCCGGCGUUACGACAAUAAUAACAGAAUCUUCAGAACCGCACUAUAUACUAUCUAUCGUGAGCAAUAUUCAAUCUACUAGCAACAAAGAUCUCACCAUAGAGGAACAGAAUAAAUACUUGGCUCAAGAAAUUGCUGCUAAUAAGAUUCCUUUGCACACUAGAUUCUUGGGAUUACCUCGAGAUGCAAAAAUUAAAUCUGACAAGCAAUUUUGGUUGUUGCAUGGGAUCAAGACAAAAGGCACAAUAUUAAUUGACCAAGGAUGCUUUGAAGCCCUUACCAGAAAAAAUAGAGCUGGAUUAUUACCAGCAGGGAUAGUGGAUGUGGAAGGAACCUUCCAUGAAAAUGAAUGUGUAUCGAUAAAGGUUCUCCCAAACAGGUCUUCCCCAAGAUCUGAGGCCAUGGAAAUUGGCCAUUGUAGAGUAAACUACAGCUCAUUAGAACUCCAAAAAAUCAAAGGGUUGCAAAGUAGCCAAAUAGAGGAAGUACUAGGGUACGCAGACAGUGAAUACGCAGCUCAUAGAGAUAACCUAGCAUUUCCACCGGCUUUACCACCUGUGGCUCUUGAUUCUUGA
Messenger RNA from Priceomyces carsonii, 1260 nucleotides. It is a transcript of the gene PRO1, whose product is annotated as glutamate 5-kinase. Lineage: Eukaryota; Fungi; Ascomycota; Pichiomycetes; Serinales; Debaryomycetaceae. Gene Ontology annotation, molecular function: glutamate 5-kinase activity; RNA binding; ATP binding. The transcript has a single exon. The coding region runs from base 1 to 1260 and encodes 419 amino acids. The record is from RefSeq and is a predicted model, not a curated record. Gene Ontology annotation, cellular component: cytoplasm; cytosol.